This is a messenger RNA of Ostrea edulis (European flat oyster), 881 nucleotides long. RefSeq lists its product as uncharacterized. Gene Ontology annotation, biological process: positive regulation of canonical NF-kappaB signal transduction. NCBI's taxonomy places the organism in Eukaryota, Metazoa, Mollusca, Bivalvia, Ostreida, Ostreidae. The record is from RefSeq and is a predicted model, not a curated record. The transcript is spliced from 2 exons. Bases 191 to 691 code for a protein of 166 amino acids.
AAGAUCGUUUUAAUCACGGCAGAUCGCACAAUAGUACAAAAAGCUUCCCAAGGACUUAGAUCUAGAUAGCGUGCACCAUUAUAGAUAGCAUGGCCCCGGGGUAGCGAGGCAUGACUCGCAAAUCAGGCAUCCGUGGUAAGAAAAAUAUAAGCAAUACUUAAUCAUAAAUCUGUGUAAUGGAGUGCUUUACAUGGAACACAUAACGGUAGAUAUUAAUCCUAUCAACCGACCUAUACCAAACUGCCUCCUACAUAGUGACGCCGUAUGUGAAAACUUUACCCCAGUCACCCUCCCCCAGAGGUUUUUGAGGGUGAGAAAACCAGGGGAGGAUGAGGACGAGCAGGACUGUCCCGGAGCCCGGGAAAAAGACCUAGCGUCCGCGCUGCAGUGGGUGAAACAACAGAUGGUGAUAUUGCGGAAAGAUGACAUAAAACUUAUGCGACGGUUUUUAGAUCUUCACGCCGCCAUGAUGGAACUUAAAUGGUUAUAUGAGGGUGCGUGUUCCAUGUCUGACGUCAGCAGCUACAACGGAAGUAAUAUGUCACUAGAUGACGUCAUGGAAUCUUCCGUAGACCAUUGCAUCUCAAACGACGUACAUGACACAGAGUUUCGAGAAAGAACUACUUCAUUACAAAUUCCAAGAAAAUCCCGUGUCACAAGAAUUCGAUGGAAAAGUAACGAGAUCAUUUGACAAUCAUUACAAUGUUUACUUAAAUGAUUGCUCCUGAAACUUCCGCCAUGGCUUACGCAAAUCUUAUCAAUGUCGAUGUGUUUAUCAGAAUCUUAUUUUAACAUCAUCGAGGAAAACUGUAUUCUUUGCUGUGUAAUUUUAAUUCAGAAAAAUGUUAUUUUGUUGCACUGCAUAAAUUUUUGGAAGGGAC